This is a messenger RNA of Rotaria sp. Silwood2, 1728 nucleotides long. NCBI's taxonomy places the organism in Eukaryota, Metazoa, Rotifera, Eurotatoria, Philodinida, Philodinidae. The record is from the annotation of a GenBank genome assembly.
AUGGCAUCAAAUAAUCGAACAUGUUUUGUAUUUGAUAAAGAUGAUUCAACUAAAAUUCUUAUUCAAAUUGUUUAUGAAAUUCCUUCAACAAAUAUCUCUCGUCAGUUUAAUUUAUUACGUUCUAUCGAUGAAUCUGUUUCUCAAACAAUUCAUCGUUUAACAACUAAUAUUGAACGUGCUAUAAUCAAAGAAAGUAAAUUAAAUAAACGUCAUCGAAAAGAACAGACUGAAGUAACAUCAAAUGCUGUAAAACAAGUAAGUGUUGUAGAAUUAUUUGAUAAUAAUAAUCAAACGAUUGAUGAAAAUGAAACAAAUAAACAAGCAUGGCUUAAUUGUCGAAGAUUAUCAAUUAAUGGACAAUCUUAUAAUGUUGAAUACAAUGCGCCAGCUGUUAUUAAAUUUCGUUUUCCUGAAAAUAUUCUAACAAAUACAAUAACAACAGCAUUUGUAGAAAUUGACUAUGGUCAAUAUGAAUAUUCAUUAUUUGAUUGGUAUGUUACAGAUGAUAUUAAAACAGAAAAUGAUCAUACUCAAUGGACACAUGUACAUCAUGGAUCAUUUUGUAUAUUUCAUGAUGAACAUGUUAAUAAAUUUGUACGUCUUGUUUGCUUACCCCGAAAUGAUGCAUUAAGAGAAGGUAUGCAAGCUGAAAAUAUAUCAAACACACGAAUUAUUCCAUGUCCAUUUGAUUUACCAAUGAAUAUAAGACAUGAAUUAACAAAAGAAUAUUUACCAAUUGAUUCAAAUAGUGUUCGUUUAGUAUCAUAUAAUAUAUUAGCAAAUGGAUAUGCAUCAUCAGCUUAUGCUGCUGAAACAAUUUAUUCAUAUUGUCCACCAGAUUAUCUUGAACAUGAUUAUAGAAAAGCUCUUCUUUUAAAAGAAAUAUUAGGAUAUCAUGCUGAUAUUAUUUCAUUACAAGAAUGUGAUGCAUCAUUUUAUCAACGAGAACUUUCAUUGGUAUUGAAGCAACAUGGUUAUUUAGGUGAUAUGAAAAUAAAAAGUGAUUCAGUAAGAGAAGGUGCAGCAAUUUUUUACAGAACAGAACGAUUUACUGCUAUUGGUAGCCAUAAUAUUAAAAUAGGUGAAUAUUUACGGGAUUCAGAACAUUUGGAAUAUAUUCGUCGUCGAUGCUCAUUAGUGUCAGAAAUCAAUACUCAUUUAUUAGAAAGAAAUACUGCAUUACAAAUUUUAGCAUUAGAACGACGAAGAGAAUCAAAUGAAGUUUUUCUAGUAUGCAAUACACAUUUAUAUUUUCGUCCUCAUGCUGAUCUUAUUCGAUGUUUACAAACUAUGAUUGCUUUUGAACGUAUCAAAGAGAUAAAACAACUUUAUGAACAACAAAAUAAGAAUGUUUCAAUAAUAUGGAGUGGAGAUUUCAAUGCUAAUGUGACAUCUUUAGCAUUUCAUCUUCUUUUUACUGGUGUUUUAUUAACCGAUACGAAUCAUCGGUCAUACAAUGAAGAUUAUGCUAAAAUAAUAAAAGAUUUUGAUUAUAAAACACCAAUUGAAUUAAGUACCUAUUCGAAUUAUGCAUAUACAAUUUAUUCGUUACAAUUUCAUGAUGUUAUUGAUCAUAUAUUUUAUGAUUCGAAAAAAUUUCAAUUUCAACGUUCUAUACCAAUGCCAACUCAUGAACAAGUUACGGAAUUUACUGCUUUACCAUCAUGUAAAAUUCCAAGUGAUCAUUUAGCUAUUGUUAUUGAACUUGAAAUUGUUAAAUCGUAUUAG